AUGUCGUUGAUCAUCUGUUCAACGAUCUGCCUUGCAAUAGCGGCUGUUAUCUUAUGCAAUAUAUGUACAUCGGAAUCUGAUACGGACAAUAUUGAAGAUGAAAAAUAUGAAUAUGUAGAUUCAAUGAAUAUCGUUAAUUCGUGA
Molecule: messenger RNA, 144 nt
Organism: Theileria orientalis strain Shintoku
Lineage: Eukaryota; Apicomplexa; Aconoidasida; Piroplasmida; Theileriidae
Exons: 1
Coding region: 1-144 (47 amino acids)
Source: RefSeq, a predicted model, not a curated record